GGUUAGAACUCACUAAUUCAAACAAAUAGCAGCAAGCAGCCACUGUUGGCUGUAGCAGAUGAUUAAAUCACAGCUCCUUAAUUGGGACAGCAUUUGCACAGUCAGGGUAUCUCGCCAGUCAUCUCCAGGAAUCCGUGAGGAGUUGUCUAAGUGAGCGUUUUCUUGUGUUAGUGAAGGCAAGGACCAGAGCAAGCAAGGGUUUGGCAGAAGCCCCAAGAUGCCGUUGGAGAAAGGACAGGCCAAGAAGAGCCUCAAGCAGAGACUGGUCCUGAAGAGCAGCCUAGCCAAGGAGACACUCUCGGAGUUCCUGGGCACGUUCAUAAUGAUUGUCCUUGGAUGUGGCUCUGUUGCUCAAGCUGUGCUGAGUCGAGGAGCUCUUGGUGGAGUCAUCACCAUCAAUAUCGGAUUUGCAAUAGCAGUUGUGAUGGCCAUUUAUGUGACUGGAGGUGUCUCUGGAGGCCACAUCAAUCCAGCUGUGACUUUUGCAAUGUGUCUCUUUGGAAGGAUGGAAUGGUCCAAAUUCCCAUUUUAUGUGGGAGCCCAGUUUUUGGGAGCCUUUCUGGGAGCCGCAGCCCUAUUUGGCAUUUACUAUGAUGCAUUCAUGGCCUUUGCUGGUGGAAAAUUGAUCAUUGUGGGAGAAAAUGCAACAGCAUUCAUCUUUGCAACAUACCCAGAUCCGCGCAUAUCCCUGCUGAAUGCAUUUGCAGACCAAGUGGUAUCUACCAUGUUCCUCCUUCUGAUUGUCUUUGCCAUUUUUGACUCCAGAAACAUGGGGGUCCCCAAAGGCCUAGAGCCUGUUGUCAUUGGCCUCCUGAUCAUUGUCCUUUCUUCUUCUCUGGGAUUCAACACUGGCUGUGCCAUGAACCCAGCUCGAGACCUUAGCCCCAGACUCUUCACUGCUCUGGCAGGAUGGGGAUUUGAAGUCUUUACAGUUGGAAAUAACUUCUGGUGGAUUCCUAUCGUGGGCCCUAUGGUUGGGGCUUCCCUCGGAGGCCUCCUCUACAUUCUUUUCAUCCAAAUGCAUCACUCAGACCCUGACCCUGAUGAGAAGGAAGAGCCAUCUGAGGACAAGCCUGAGAAAUAUGAACUCAGUGUCAUCAUGUAGUGAUGUGCACAGUUCUAUUUGCCGUUUGUUUAGCUCUGUCUUCAGGAAAGACGGUAUCCAUAUAUAUUCCUGUGUUUUGAUGAGAGUGGGGUGGAAUCUACCUGUUUUUCUCCACUCGACAUUUGGGAUGACCAGUUAUAAAAGCGUUCACUGGAAGGCUUGAAAACACUGACCUCUUACCCAUCAGUCAUCCCUUCCCAUAAUAGUACUGACUGAUUGUCCCCUGAACCUUUCCUGACCUGUUCAUUGCAUCCUUGAUGGGAAUCCUUCCUCCCAGGUGAUCUCGAAGUACUUGGAAAUUUGACCGUGGACUUAGAUGGUCUCAGAUAUAUUCAUUACUUGUAUGAAAUAGUAUCAGCCAAAGCUUUGUCUUCAUAUUUACAACUACGAUAUUCUGAAAGUCAACUCAUACCUAAACUGAAAGGCCAAGCAGUGGUUGCAGUUAGUAUCAGUGAACUGCGGAGUAAAGGGCUAACACUCUAGCUAAUGUGAGCAGCUGUCACUGUCUUUGCAUAAAUACUGAUAAUCUCCCAAUCUAGGGCUACAGCAAGUCAGUAAGCCUCAGAAGGCUCCUGGAGAGCACAAAGCAAGGACACCGUGGUAUCUGGAAACCUCAGGACACAAGAUAAAUUUGGGAAACCAAAUGCAAAUUUUUUAAUGGAAACCAUUUAUCAGUUUAAUCUCUCUCUCUCCUCUGCGUUUUAGAUGCGACCAAUUAACUUCAAGGUCUUUUAGUAUAUAAUAACUUAAACUAUGACUGUAACCUCAGUCAUGAAAAAUGUAUCACUCUUGUCUUUUUAGCUCAAAUGUAUUUUCCUAAUGGCCCACCUGAGGACAGACAUUUGACAAGUCUACGUCUGCACUCACUCGUGCCUUAGGAGCCCAAACUGAAAGCCAGUGGAGCCUGGCCUGGCAGGCUGUUCAAAGCAGAAAAAGUCCCAGGACGGAAAGUAUUACCUCAUCAGGCUUUAUCAUUCACUAAACUCUUUCACACACAUUAUUGAACUAGAUCCCCAUAGCAACUCUAUGAGUGAGGCAGAUACCACAAUGGCCAUUUUUCAGACAAAAAUCUCACAUGAGUUAAGCAAGUGGCUCAUUAUUUUGUGGGAUGUUAAAUGUGGCCUCAAGCCCCCCUCUGCCUCUCAGAAGCUUAAGAGCUGACCAAGGGUUGCUGCCAUCCUUUUUUGACUGACCUGAAACAAAGGGAUCAGCAGCUUCCAGAGUAUGUAUAUUUUACAGAAAUAAUGCCUCUAGGUCUUAGGGCAUAAGAUCUUAAGAAGCCACAUCUCUGCUGUGUUCUCACUGUUACUGAGGCACAGAUGAUGGGUGGAGGUAGCAGUCUGAUUGAUAGCUUACAUCUGCCAGACAACAUGAUCAGAGGGUUUUUCUUCCUCGGCCACUGUUGGUCUUGCUGAGUCCUAGUCUUCCUUCCCUGCCAGCCGCGAACAUUACACUUGGGGAACUUCCUCCUCCUCAGCCUCUUCCCCAGGAAGUUCUCUCACUGAUAUUACUUUCAACCAGAGGGAGCCUCCAUGAGUUGCAAGUACCAGGAGAAUUGCUUCACAUCAAGUGAUGUACUUUCAGUCCAACUGUUAAAAGCCCAGCAUUCCUAGAGGCAACAAGUUUCCCUGGUGCUUUGCAACAACAGAAGCAAAUGGAAAACGUCUGUGGUGCCCUGUGUUGUGCAAUCUGUGGACAUGUGGGUUUGUUUUUGUGCUCCGAAACUACCUGGAUAUUUUCUAUUUGAAAUAAAAUUUGGGGGAUUGUUAUCAUG
This is a messenger RNA of Nannospalax galili (Upper Galilee mountains blind mole rat), 2879 nucleotides long. RefSeq names its product aquaporin 9 (gene Aqp9). The record is from RefSeq and is a predicted model, not a curated record. NCBI's taxonomy places the organism in Eukaryota, Metazoa, Chordata, Mammalia, Rodentia, Spalacidae. The transcript is spliced from 6 exons. Bases 218 to 1105 code for a protein of 295 amino acids. Gene Ontology annotation, cellular component: basolateral plasma membrane; plasma membrane. Gene Ontology annotation, biological process: water transport; glycerol transmembrane transport. Gene Ontology annotation, molecular function: urea transmembrane transporter activity; water channel activity; glycerol channel activity.